Durotheca rogersii is the source of this 1949-nucleotide messenger RNA. Its product is annotated as Mov34-domain-containing protein. Bases 156 to 1286 code for a protein of 376 amino acids. NCBI's taxonomy places the organism in Eukaryota, Fungi, Ascomycota, Sordariomycetes, Xylariales, Xylariaceae. The transcript has 2 exons. Gene Ontology annotation, biological process: protein deneddylation. Gene Ontology annotation, molecular function: metallopeptidase activity; deNEDDylase activity; protein binding. Gene Ontology annotation, cellular component: COP9 signalosome; cytoplasm. The record is from RefSeq and is a predicted model, not a curated record.
CCCCACGUCACUCUCCCACCUACAACCCUCCCAGCGUACGGCUCUUCCACCUACACCUCUAACCGACCCCAACCGGAUUCUUCUUCUAUAGCCGGGAGCAUUCCAAGCACCCUUCUGGAUUCCUUGAUGAUAGUAGCAGUCCUCAUACAGUCGAGAUGGAGGCGGCAAUGAAAUCUUGGGAGCUCGACAACGACAUCGUGCUCGCCGACCCCGUCCGAGAUGCUCUCUACAACUACUCACCCAGCCACCAAAACGAUGCCUCCAAUCCCUGGAAGGAGAACCCUCACUACUUCCGGCACGUGCGUAUCAGCGCCAUCGCCCUCAUCAAGAUGGUCAUGCAUGCCCGCUCCGGAGGCUCGAUCGAGAUCAUGGGUUUGAUGCAGGGCUAUGCCGACGGCGAUACCAUCGUCGUCACCGACGCCUUCGCACUGCCCGUCGAGGGCACCGAGACCCGCGUCAACGCCCAGGAAGGGGCCAACGAAUAUAUGGUCCAGUACCUGCAGCUUUCUCGCGACCAAGGCAGCCGCCAGGAGAACGCCGUCGGCUGGUACCACAGCCACCCGGGCUACGGCUGCUGGCUCUCCGGCAUCGACGUGGAAACCCAGAAAAUCCAGCAGUUGGUCAAUGAACCCUUCGUCGCCGUCGUCAUCGAUCCCGACCGCACCAUCAGCGCCGGCCGCGUUGAUAUUGGCGCCUUCCGCACCUACCCUAAUGACUACAGGCCCGUCUCCUUCGCCGAGCACCCCCCCGCCCCGUUGAGCAGUGGCAGCAGCAGCGUGCCCCCUGCUAAGGCUGAGGACUUCGGCGCCCACGCGAGCCGCUAUUAUAGCCUCGAGGUAUCACACUUCAAGUCGACGCUCGACUCGAGUCUGCUCGAGCUGCUCUGGAGCAAGUACUGGGUCCAGACACUAUCCCAGAACCCGCUGCUGACGAACCGCGACUUCGGCGACAAGCGCAUGCUCGACCUCGGCUCCAACAUCCGCGAGGCGUCACAGUCCGUCCAGCGCUACGCCCGCAGCGGCGGCGGUUUUCAGGCGGCUGGAGGCAGCGGCACAGGCGGCACGGCCGGCCUCAGGGGCCUCGACGCCGAGAUUGACAGGCUAGUGCGGGCAAGCCGCUCUAUUGUUACGAACGAGAAGCAGGGUCUCAUGGCUGUGGAGGUCAAAGCCAAGGUCUUCGGCAGCCUGGGGACCUCCGCUACUUCCGCCGAUACAGUCAUAGAUGGAACCACAGAUGCAGUCGCUACCAUGAUGAGCACAGCCGAGGCGCCCACGGUUACGACGUAGUACACGGGUGCUCAAACGGCAUGGUAGACGCAGAAAGACGAACCGGUCCACUUUUACCGGCUCACUCUUUUCAUGUAGGUAGGGGUUUUUUGGCUUUUAUACGAGGUAGGAGGAGUCAAGACCAGGACGGGCCGGACAUCAACAGACUCUGAUAUUCGCCGGCGUGGGUAGCAGCAACUAUCUUACAGAUGUAUUUCUAUAGAUGGCGACCCUCUCUAGGCGUCCCUCUCUAGUUGCUGCUCGUCUCUAACUAGCUCGCCGGUCGAUGGCAUACCAACUCGUUAUCAGGCUACUACGAGACACUCUCCCGCGCGGGGAGGGAACGUAAGUGAGCAAGCAAGCAAACAGAUAAACAAGUAAGCAUGAGUUGGCACUGUGUAUAUGUAUUUCUCACGUCCUCUUCCUCUUCCCGUCGCAUCCCCAUUGGGUACCGCUGGAGAGACGGAGGGGAGGAAAGGGUGAGCGGCAAGGGAUGGAAAAGGAGGUGAGGUCGGCUAGUGAAAUCAAGAUGACACGUUGACAUGAUAUCCGGGGACACCGACGCCCUCGACGUCUGUACGUGUCUGGGGCCGUUUUCUCCGGCAGGGGCGUAUACCUCUCCAGGUAGUGCGGCGUAUAUCCACCCGCUAUACAUACCUUGCACGCGCAAACAUUCAAUCGGGG